AAAGGACCCUCGCAUCACAACGAGGUGGGCGAUGUCACGUCUGGGGACGCUGGGCCGUGGGGAGACAAGCUCCACUGCGUUCAACAAAAAAGCGUCGUCGAGUCCGUCGUCCGCACCGAUCCCGUUGGAGCCGCCUGUGGGACGUGCAUUGUUUAUCAAUGACGUGCUAGCAACAGCAACCGCCAUGGCGAGUCUGGGCAAAGUGUAUGCUGGAAACGACGUGUGCACGUCCAAGUACACGUUGCUGUCGUUCUUGCCCAAGACGCUCCUCGAGCAGUUCCGCCGCGUGGCCAACUUUUACUUUUUGAUUAUUUCGCUGUUGCAGCUCGGGACGCCGUACUCGCCCACCAACAAAUAUUCGACAAUCGUGCCAUUGAUCUUGGUGCUGUUCGCGACGAUGGUGAAAGAAGCGAUCGAAGACAAAGCGAGGCACGACGCCGACCGAGCGGUGAAUCAAUCCAAAACGGAAGUGUUUGACGUGGAUGGUCAAACAUGGAUUGAAAUCUUGUGGAAGGACUUGCGCGUGGGGGAUCUUGUGCGCGUCGUCGAUUCCCAGCCGUUCCCGGCCGACAUGGUCCUGUUGACGUCCAGUUCCAACGACGGGCAGGUCUACGUCGAGACAGCCAACCUGGACGGCGAAACAGACUUGAAGAUUCGAAGCUGCCCCGACUCGAAAGGCAUUGAAAUGGACGCUGGGCUGUUUCCAUUGGAGCUGGUUGGCGAGAUCACGUGCGAGCCCCCGAAUCGGCGCCUGUACACGUUUGCUGGUGCGCUGAAGAUCAAAGAACAUUCGCAGCGCCAGUCGGUCGAGAUCGCCUUGACCAUCAACAACCUCGUCCUGCGCGGGAUGACCCUCGCCAACACGAGUACGAUCGUCGGCGUCGUCGUCGCAGCAGGAAGUGAGACCAAGCUCAUGCUGAACUCGAAGAAGACCCCGUCCAAGUUUUCCCGGUUGGAUGCGAUCGCGAAUCGGUGUAUCAUGUUGAUAUUUUCCGUCCUUUUUAUCGUGUGUUGCGUGUCGACGGGACUCAGCAUGGCCACUGCGCGCCAUAAAGGCCAACUCGCGCGCAUGGUCCACCUCACAAUCUCGAGCGACGACCCAGAAGCGUCCUUCCUGAGCUCCUUCUUGACCUACUUGAUCUUGUACAACAACUUGGUCCCGAUCUCGCUCUACAUCAGUCUGGAAGUAGUCAAGUGGUACCAAGCAAAGAACAUGGAAUCCGACCUCGCCAUGAUGGAUCCGGCCACAGGACGAUCCGCUCAAGCUCGAACGUCCAACUUGAACGAAGACGUUGGCCAGAUCAAGCAUUUGUUCAGUGACAAGACAGGCACGAUCACCCGAAACGAGAUGGUGCUCAAGUACAUUCACGUGAACAACACAGUCUUCGAGAAAACGCCGACGGUCACGCGCCAGACGUCGAUCAAACGAGACUCGUCCCUGCAACGAGAGCACCUUACUGCACUCCACCAAGCGGACCGUCUUCACACGAUGGAGGCUGCAGACAUCGUGAUCGACUAUUUUCCAAAGCUCCAGGCGCUGGGAACAGAGCCAACGAUUUUCCCUGGCUCCGAGCUGAGUUGUGUGAACGAUGGAACCAACUCCAUGAGUGCGGGCGAAGUCGUGCAGUAUUUUAUGCGAUGUAUGCUGCUGUGCCACACAGCCAGCAUAUCAUCUGAUACACGCGAGAUCCGCGCGUCGUCGCCAGACGAGACCGCGCUACUUCGCGCUGCCAAGCUGCUUAAUUGCGACUUUCUCGGGCGCUCCGAAAACAUCAUUGAAAUUAGCCUGUUUGGCGUGCGGGAAAAGUACGAGCUGUUGGCACUCAAUGAAUUCGACAGCACCCGCAAGAGCAUGUCGAUCAUCGUUCGGACCCAAAAAGUCGACAGAUCGGAUGAAGAUGAACUGUGGGUGUUUUGCAAGGGGGCUGACAGCACCCUACUGUCCGCGACCAACAAUUACUACAUGCACGAAAGAACGGAAUACUUGAGCCGGCACGUGCAGUACUUUGCGUCGCUCGGGCUCCGGACGCUGGUCUUUGGGUACAAGCGGCUGUCGUUUGUCGAGUUUUCGACGUGGUUUGUCGCGUAUUGCAAAGCGAAAACGUCGCUCGUGCGACGCGGGGCCAAACUGACCGAGUGUGCGCGAUCGAUGGAGACCAACUUGAUCAUUCUCGGCGCCACGGGGGUCGAAGAUCAGCUACAAGACGGCGUCACAGAGUGCAUCGAAGCGCUGAGCGAGGCUGGGAUCAAUAUUUGGAUGCUGACGGGCGACAAGGACGAAACUGCAGUCUCCGUCGGUACUGCGUGUGGGCUCAUCUCGGAGCAUUCGCAUCUCGUCGUGAUCAACGAAACCACGAAACGAGGGUGCUUGGAACAAAUUGCGACGGCGCGGCGGAAGCUCAAGAAAAUUGGACUGUGGCGACCGGGCGUGGCGUCGAGAGAAGUGUCGUUAGUUAUCAAUGGGGAAGCCCUCGAAAGCCUCCUGUCGACGGAAGACCCAACGUCAACGUCGAUGUCGAGAGUGAGCAAUACGAUCCCCUCGUCCAACCACGACAAAACCGCAUCCAGCGCCAAACCGUCCAGCAGCACGUCGGCACAACUCUUCAGUGGGGAUGCUUCGCGCACCCGCCUCGACAAACGAACGCAUUUGGGCCCAGCCGAGUAUAUUAGAAUGGAAACACGCCCCAACCACGCAUCGCUGCUGCGUCAUAGCAGGACCUUGGGUGGUGUCGGCGCUGGCGCGCCGCUGUCUCAACGAAAGCAAAGCCACGAACAUAUUCGGCAGACUCCACUCGACCCGUCACAGCAGCUACCCACGAGGAAUUCAAGUUUCGUCGCGUUGGGAAGUGCAGGUCGAGCCCCGGAGAUGUCGAAAACAAAACUCGUGCUGCGGCGUGAGCCGAACGACAUGCAAUCGUCCGAGGUGGGGUCCGAGAGCUCGAGUCCGUGCGACAGCAAUCAAUCGAGCUCCAAUGUCAUGUCGUUCUGGAGAUCCUUGCUCGUCAAUUCGUCGGGCAUGCUCCCUCGACACAAGCUGGCAUCUGCAUUUCCAUCCGCCGAGCACAUGGUUGCCCCGUCAAAGUCUGGGGACACCAUCAUUGGAACGGUAUCGUUGACAGCAUUGCGUCCUCCUCCGAAGAAGUCGAUUCGAGGUUCGACCGUUGUCGCUCCAAACGUGCUCGGAUCCAUGUCGGACCUGUCAGCGUCGCCGUCGUUGCUGCAACUGGCCCGACUGAACAUGGAACGAAGUCGAGAUUCGCCCGGAUCCGUGGUGGCGUGGAUGGAAUGCCGCGUCAUCGCAGCCGGCCAGUUUGCCAAGCGACUGCUGUCGACAGGGAGCUUAGCACCGUCCCCUCCGUCGCCGACGACGUCCGCUGGAAGCGUUAGCAACCAAGGCAAAACCAACAUGAGUUCGCUCGCCCGAGUCGUAUCGAAUGUGUCGUCCAAGUUGAUCACGUCGGUCAUCUCCAGCGUCAAAUCUGCGCGAGUUCGUCGAAGCAAUGACGAAGACGACGACUCGUCCCUUGUCCGCCUGCACGCGAUCGAUUCCGACCUGUCCGUCAUGAUGUUCUUGCAACUCGUCACACAAUGCCGAUCAGUCAUUGCGUGUCGGAUGUCGCCGAUUCAAAAGGCGCAAAUCGUUGCAUUGAUCAAAUCGAGCAAACGCCGACCGAUGACGAUGGCGGUCGGCGACGGUGGGAACGAUGUGAGUAUGAUCCAAGAAGCAAACAUCGGCGUCGGCAUUUUUGGCCAUGAAGGCAUGCAGGCCGUGCGCAGUGCGGACUUUGCGAUCGGUCAAUUUCGGUUCUUGUCGCGGCUGAUUCUUGUCCAUGGGCGGUGGAACUACCGACGUGUGUCGAUUGUGAUUUUGUUUUCGUUUUACAAAAACAUGGCGCUGAUCAUGACGCUGUUUGCGUACUCGUUUCUGAACGGCCAUUCCGGGCAAACGCUGUACGAGUCGUACCUCAUGGUGGGCUGGAACGCCUUGUACACGUUUUUUCCGAUCUUGGUCCUUGGCAUCAAGGACGAAGACAUCAGCGCCGAAGCUGUCAUGCGAUUCCCGUUCAUUUACCGCACCAACCAACUCGACAAGGAGCUCAACAUUGAAAAGAUGCGGCUGUGGGUCGGCAAUGCGCUGCUCCACUCGUUCUUGGUCUUUGUUCUCACCACGUUUCUCGUGUACAAAUUGGGCACGCACUCAAUCCCGACGGCCGGCGUGUUUGUGUACGGCACGGCCGUGUAUGGGAUAUUGGUCGUCACAGUGUGCGCGAAAGCUGCCAUGAUCAUGCAGCACGUGCACCGAUGGUCGAAGUGGCACUACCUGUCGAUCGUGUCGGGGCCAGCGCUGUUUGUGAUCUUCGUGGCGUCCUAUUCCGAGGCGUUCGAGUUGGUGCACGUCGAUGCAUUCAGCGACUUUUUCGGGCUCGGCCGGGUCCUGUUUACGUCGGUCGCGUUUUGGCUAGGGGUGCUGGUCGUAUCUUUCUCUUCGCUCCUUCUCGACUUUGUCGUGAUGUACCUCUAUCGGAUGUACCUGCCCACGAACCAAGUGAUCAUUGAAGAAAUCGACUGCCGCCUCGAACGUCGCGUCACGGCUAGUAUGCGCAUGCGAUCGUCGAGCUCGUUGGCCACGUCGCUCCUGUUCCACGGGAACUGGCACAAGCAGCUUCGAAAGAGCACCCACUUCACCGAACACGAGGAAAUGUGCUGGCUGCUCGCCAAGUUUGAGCGGGACAUUUCCCGCGAGACGAACGAAAGCCAGCAGAACGACGACAAGGACAUGGGGUUCAUUGUGACGUCGACGCCGCCGAUCCAUCCUAUCACGAUGGAAUUCAUGGGCGAAGAUUACGAGCCGCUCGAAGCGGAGUACAACAGGAGCUUUGCCGAGCGAGAAGCGCGCCGGAUUCGUGUGCUCGUCAUUCUCGUCCUCGUGUUUAUUCCUCCAUACGCAGUCACGGAGUACGUGUACGAGCAAGACACAGACUUGUACCCAUACCGCAUCGCCAUGUUUUGCUGCACUCUCGGCUACCUCUUUUACAUCAAGUCGGAAAAGUUUUUGUCGACGUAUCACGUGUCGGUGUCGAUUCCGCUGGGGCUGGCCGGCCUCGUGGUGAAUCAAUCCAUCAAGUACACGGGCAAGUUUUCCACGACGAUGUUUGCCAUCGUCGCGUUCAGCAUCAUCCGAGUCAAGUUUGUGUACACGCUGUGGCUCGUGCUGUUCAACGUGGCGUAUUUUAUCCUGUCGAACGAGAUGGGACUCACCAGCAUUGAGCUUUCGAGCGAAUCGAGCGACGACGAAGGAGUGCUGUUCGCGAUCUUCAUGGUGUAUUUGGUCGUGUUUGCUGCAUACGACAACUACCAGCUUCAGAUGACGAUGAAGCUCGAGUUUGUGCAGCUGCGCAUUCUCAAAUAUGAAGAGCACCGCAGUCGCGACAUCUUGAAGAACAUGCUGCCUAGCCACAUCGUGAAAAAGCUCGAGAACGGUGAGACGCUCGUGUCGGACGAAGAAAAAGGCGUGGCUUUGUUGUUCUGUGACGUUGGCGAUGCUGCCAGCCUCACCAAGCGGUACAAUCCCCGAGAGAUGGUCGUGCUGCUCGAUCGGAUUUACUCGCUCUUUGACAAAUUGUGCGCAAAGCAUGGCGUGCGCAAGAUGGAAACUGUGGGCAAAAUUUACUUGGCGUGCGGUGGACUUCGUGGUAGCGCCAAAGGGAAGGAAGCCGUGCUUCGUGUCGCCGCUCUCGCUCGUGACAUGAUGGCGGUGAUGGCGAAAUGCCGGACGCGAAAUGGCCACACGAUCAAUUUGAAAAUUGGAAUCCACUGUGGCCGUGUUAUAAGCGGGCUGGUCGGGAUGAAGAAGCAACAGUUUUCUCUCUUUGGAGACACCGUCAACACGGCGUCACGAAUGCAAAGCACGGGCUUGCUUGGGCAUAUCCAAAUCUCCCAUGAGGCGCACGAGUUUCUCGAGCAUGACUUUCAAUUCGACCAUCGCACUGUGGUGGCCAAAGGCAAAGGAACGCUGGCGACGCACUUGAUGGGGAAGCCGCGGACAGCCCUAGCGCAGCGUGCUUGUCGAGGUCACCUUGGCCGGAAAGCCACCAAAAAGGCCAUAGACACUCGGCGCCUGAGUCUCACGCAGGAAUUCCAGCGAACACUGAUCGAAACCUGGGGCCACCUCGUUGUGAGCAGGUGGAACUGGCGGUCGUGGGCCUGCUUCCAAUCAAUCAAAGUCGACGUGAAGCCCAUCUCAUCCCUUCAGUCCGUUCAAGAAGAAUACGUCACCACCCAAAUCAACCAGAGCUACAUCCGCUUCAAUGACCCCGCGCAGGAGAUGAUGUAUCGCCGCAUGAACUGGCCCGAGCACCAAACCGGGGCGAAACGAACGUUGGUCGCGAUUGCAAUCUACAUGAUCUUUGCCACCAUCCGCGACAACAUUCAACCGAACGAAUUCACUGGCUCGCGCGAGUACGCCAAGUACAAAUUCCCUUUCGUACCUCAAGUGCUACGACAUCGGUGGAAACCCGUCGCAAAGACAGCCCCUCAAAAGACACACAACUCGAACAAGAAAGCGCCGAAGUUCCAACUCUACUUGAGCGUAUACGUCGUAGCGACCGUCAUCUUGGUCGUGCCAAACGUAAUUCGGUGGAUCGACCAUCAACAGAGCAAAAUUUAUUCGCACAUGGGGUUGGACAUCCUCCUCGUCAUGUUCUUGGCGUCCACGGGCGGGUCCAUCAUGUACACACAUACCGUCGUGAUCAAUGCGGUGCUCGUCCUUGGGGCAACCAUUCUAUUUGUGGUGCUCCUGGGCGUGUACGAAGUCCCUGACCAACCCGACGGCGAAAAGCUACGGGUGUAUCCGCUCUUCUUAACCUGCUGCGUUGGGAUAUCAAACGUCAUGUCACGGCGAGAUGUCGAGUACUAUUCCAGGCGGCGAUUUCUGCUGUACACGCGCACGGGGAAAGAAGCAAAAAAAGCCGAUCGGUUGUUGUACAAGAUGCUGCCGAGUUCUGUCAUUGCCCAGCUGAAAAACGGAGACACAGUGUGCGAUCAAUUCCACGAGGUCGGCAUCUUGUUUUCUGACAUCAAGGGCUUCACUUCGAUCGCGUCGAAAGCAGAAACCGACCAAGUCGUGCAAAUCCUCGCGACGCUCUUUACUGCGUUCGACAAACUCACGUCCGAACAUGGGGUGUUCAAAAUGCAAACGAUCGGUGACGCCUACGUCAUUGUGUCUGGCCUCCCGUACAACGAUGUGCCGUUGCCCGAAGAAAAUGUGAAUGAAAUGCUAUGUGGUUCCUCGUUCCAUGGCCACUUGCGUCAAAGCCAAACGGAAACGCAGCGCUCGACGGUGGAAAAUACUACAAGCAGUUGGUCGACGAACAUGCGAACACCGAAAGAUCCGGCGGCGACGCGAGAACAUAUUCAAAAGUUGAUCCACAUGGCCCACGACAUGCAUCGCGAGGUGGCCAAGAUCACGGACCCGGUCAGUGGCGAACCUCUCUUGAUGCGUAUUGGCAUCCACGUUGGGACGAUUAUUGCUGGCGUGAUCGGUACGUCGACGUUGCGGUACGACAUGUGGGGGCCCGACGUGCUCACUGCCAACGAAAUCGAGUCCCACGGAGUGCCCGGCAAGAUUCUCGUCUCCAAAGAUGUCAUGCAAGUGGCAAGCCAGUGCCCCGACAUCAAGUUGACGUAUCACUCGACGAUCAACUUAACCGGGAUCAACGAUCUGGACACGUUCCUUGCCGAGUACACGGGCGGGUCGUUCUCUUCAGCGGACAGAGGCUUAGACAAUUCGACCAAGGUGCUGAGUCCGUCGUUGCCACCGCGAGAGACCGACUCGCCGUCGACGAUUUGA
Molecule: messenger RNA, 7849 nt
Organism: Aphanomyces invadans
Lineage: Eukaryota; Oomycota; Saprolegniomycetes; Saprolegniales; Verrucalvaceae
Exons: 36
Coding region: 32-7849 (2605 amino acids)
Biological process (GO): cyclic nucleotide biosynthetic process; intracellular signal transduction; phospholipid translocation
Cellular component (GO): plasma membrane
Molecular function (GO): ATP binding; ATPase-coupled intramembrane lipid carrier activity; magnesium ion binding
Source: RefSeq, a predicted model, not a curated record